This is a messenger RNA of Mollisia scopiformis, 1058 nucleotides long. RefSeq names its product putative ribonuclease T2. Gene Ontology annotation, biological process: RNA catabolic process. Gene Ontology annotation, cellular component: extracellular region. NCBI's taxonomy places the organism in Eukaryota, Fungi, Ascomycota, Leotiomycetes, Helotiales, Mollisiaceae. Gene Ontology annotation, molecular function: RNA binding; ribonuclease T2 activity. The transcript is spliced from 2 exons. Bases 90 to 854 code for a protein of 254 amino acids. The record is from RefSeq and is a predicted model, not a curated record.
CGUACCUUAUAUCUUCUCUAUUCCUCCAAUUCAGUAUCUCUUCGUUCUUUCUCAAUCACCCUUAUUCUCUCCUAGAAAAUCAUUCAACCAUGUCCUCCCUAACUAAAACAACAAUCUUCUCCCUCCUCCUCCGCCUAUCCCUAGCCGGCACCCCAGAAUCCUGCCCAGCAAAUGCCGCCGACCUCUCCUGCUCCGGGUCCUCCACCAACACCUGCUGCAUCAACUCCCCCGGUGGCCUCUUCCAACAAGUACAAUUCUGGGACACCGACCCCGCCACCGGUCCCAGCGAUUCCUGGACCAUCCACGGCCUCUGGCCCAAUAACUGCGACGGCACCUACUCCGAAUCCUGCGACUCAUCCCGCGCUUACACCGACAUUACGACCCUGCUGAAAAAUGCGGGAGAGACGAGUACGUUGAGCUAUAUGCAGACGUACUGGCUUAGCGACGAUGAGAGUGAUGAGAAGUUCUGGGAGCAUGAGUGGAGUACGCAUGGGACGUGUAUUUCGACGCUUGAGCCGAGUUGUUAUACGGAUUACACCACUGGUGAAGAGGCGGUGGAUUUCUUUGUCAAGGUUGUGGAGCUGUUUCAGGGUUUGCCUACUUAUACUUGGUUAGCAAACGCAGGCAUCACGCCGUCAGACGACACCACCUACGCGCUCUCAGCCAUGGAAUCCGCGCUCGAAUCCGCGUUCGGUGCACCUGUCAUUUUGCUGUGUCAGGAUACUAAUGUUGUAUAUGAGAUUUACUAUGGGUAUAAUACAGAUGGUAAUUUGCAGAAUGGGACGUUCAUCCCGACGAGUAAUGUGGGGACUUCGACUAAUUGCCCGAAAACGGUGAAAUAUCCUACUAAGUAAGUGGGGAAUGUGAUGCGUGUGGAGGGAUAUUUGAAGUUUUGAAAUCUGUAAGAGUGCUGAUGUUGGGGUUGUUGGUAGGGGUGAGACGACCGUGGCGAAGAAGACGAGGGGUAGAGAGAGGCCGGGUGGUGAGGAGGUCCAGGGGAAGGUUGCUGGUGAUUCGAAGAGCAAGGUUGAGUUGUGAGUUUGGCUAUUGUACUUAGU